Puntigrus tetrazona (Sumatra barb) is the source of this 2120-nucleotide messenger RNA. RefSeq names its product multiple epidermal growth factor-like domains protein 11. The record is from RefSeq and is a predicted model, not a curated record. Gene Ontology annotation, molecular function: zinc ion binding; scavenger receptor activity; protein binding. NCBI's taxonomy places the organism in Eukaryota, Metazoa, Chordata, Actinopteri, Cypriniformes, Cyprinidae.
AGGUGCCCUCUCUUUGCUUUGAGCCUGAUUAUCGGUCUGUCUGGUCUCCAGCUCUUCUGUGUCUGGUUGUCUGGUUCGGCCGAGCAGUGAUCUUCCACAACAUCUCCAGGGAUUGUAGCUCGUGGUCUGAGGAGGAGUCAUGGGGCCAGUACGGGCCUGCCCAUUAGCCCUGCCUGUGCUGGCUGUUCUGGGCCUCAUUAUCAGCGCGUGGAGCCUCAACCCAGAUGACCCCAAUGUCUGCAGUCACUGGGAGAGCUACGCAGUGACUGCAGAGUCCUACGCUCAUCCUUUUGACCAGAUCUACUACACCAGGUGCACCGACAUCCUCAAUUGGUUUAAAUGCACCAGACACAGGACCAGCUACAAGACAGCUUAUCGUCGCGGGGUGAGGACCAUGUACCGUCGACGUUCUCAAUGCUGCCCUGGCUACUUCGAGAGCGGAGACUUGUGUGUCCCACGAUGUACCGAGGAGUGUGCCCAUGGUCGGUGUGUGUCUCCUGAUACAUGUCAGUGUGAGCCAGGCUGGGGAGGACUGGACUGCUCUAGUGGUUGUGAAAGUGGCCACUGGGGGCCCCACUGCAGCAACCGCUGUCAGUGCAAGAAUGGGGCCCUGUGUAACCCCAUCACAGGAGCCUGUGUCUGCACUGACGGCUACCAAGGAUGGCGCUGUGAGGAUCAGUGUGAGCCUGGCUACUAUGGCAAGGGCUGCCAGCUGCAGUGUCAAUGCCUCAACGGUGCCACCUGCCACCACGAGACGGGGGAAUGCAUAUGUGCACCAGGCUACAUGGGUCCCAUCUGUGGAGAGCGAUGUCCCUCUGGAAGUCAUGGGCCACAGUGUGAGCAGCGCUGCCCCUGUCAGAACGGAGGAACCUGCCAUCACAUCACUGGAGAAUGCUCCUGCCCUGCUGGAUGGACGGGGUCUGUUUGUGCCCAGCCAUGCCCAUUUGGCAAAUACGGGAUCAACUGCAGCAAGGAAUGCUCAUGCCGCAACGGAGGACUGUGUGACCACAUUACAGGACAGUGCCAGUGUAUGGCAGGAUACAGUGGCCACAGGUGCCAGGAAGAGUGUCCGGUCGGCACAUAUGGACCUCAGUGUGCCCUCCACUGUGACUGUCAGAAUGGGGCUAAGUGUUACCACAUCAACGGAGCAUGUUUGUGUGAUACGGGAUUCAAAGGGCCUCACUGCCAGGACAGGUUCUGUCCACCAGGCCUUUACGGUCUCAUCUGUGACAGAUAUUGCCCCUGUAACGCCACCAACACACUCAGCUGCCACCCACUGACAGGUGAAUGCUCAUGUACAGCAGGAUGGACGGGUCUAUACUGCAAUGAGACCUGUCCCCCAGGUUACUAUGGAGAAGGAUGUAGUGUGCUGUGCCAGUGUGCUAAUGGAGCAGACUGCCACAGUCUCACUGGGGCCUGUAUCUGUGCCCCAGGCUACACAGGAGACGAUUGUUCCCAGACCUGCCCACGUGGACUAUACGGUACUAACUGCACUUCAACCUGCCACUGCCACAACCAAGCAUCCUGCUCACCAAUCGAUGGCUCCUGCAUCUGUAAAGAAGGUUGGCAGGGUGUAGACUGCUCAAUCCUGUGCUCCAGCGGGACUUGGGGAUUGGGCUGUAACCAGACUUGUUUGUGUGCCAAUGGUGCGGCUUGUGACCCAAUCGACGGCUCCUGUACCUGUACCUCAGGCUGGAGAGGGGAACGCUGCCAGCAGCCCUGCCCCGAUGGCACAUACGGGCUGGAGUGUCGCGAAAGGCAGGACUGUAACCACGCUGAUGGAUGCGACCCUGUGAGUGGAUUCUGUCGCUGUUUGCCAGGAUGGACAGGCAUCCACUGUGACAGCAUCUGCCCUCAAGGCUUCUGGGGGCCUAACUGCUCCAUGACCUGCUCAUGCCAGAACGGAGGCUCCUGCUCUCCUGAAGACGGGACCUGCGUGUGCGCCCCUGGCUACCGCUGGACUUCCUGCAAGAGAAUUUGUCCUCCUGGUUUCUACGGGCACCGCUGCAGCCAGUCGUGCCCACAGUGUGUGCACAGCACAGGCCCAUGCCAACACGUCACGGGUCACUGUGAGUGCCUGGCCGGUUUCUUCGGCUCGCUUUGCAACCAAGGCAAGUAGU